This is a messenger RNA of Symbiodinium sp. CCMP2592, 792 nucleotides long. The record is from the annotation of a GenBank genome assembly. Lineage: Eukaryota; Dinophyceae; Suessiales; Symbiodiniaceae.
AUGGCCACUCCCACGGAGUCUUCGUUUCAAAGGCAAGGAACUGUCCUGGACCCCAUCACAGGCCUUCCGCUGGGGUGGCGUCGGCGCGAGUUCUUCGAGAACGAGCUCGGGGAGACUGCUGACAGCAUCAACGAGCUUAUGAAGCUCGUGUGCGACAGGACUGGCGAAGACCUGGAGCAGAUGACACGGCAGAGUAUGGCCAUCCGCAACACAAAGGCUGGGGCCAGCGAAGGCCCUGGCACAAAAGGACCCAGUGAGAAGUCUUCGCCGAAGCGAAGCAGCAGUAGCAGUGGCAAGCUGGAUCCAGAGACGUUUCUGCCGGCCGGAUGGGUGCGAGUGGAGAAGAAGUACAAAACCGGAACCAAGGCUGGCAAGACAUACCUCCGCUUCCAGAAGGAAAACGGUGGUUCUUUGAAUUACUGCACCAUCACCCAAGUUCUAAAACAUCAUCUGGAGCAUACCGGCGAAGACUUGAUGCCGCUGUACCAUGAGCUGAAAGAGCAGAAGCAGUCCGAGGACCAGGGUGCAGCAGAAUCGGCGAAGAUGACGCCAGAGCAGAAAAGACUCCAACGUGAGCGAUACAUCUCCAAGUUUCGUGCUGCGCAUGGUGCCCUGACUGGAGUAAAGGUCGCCGCUCUGCCAGGUUGGUCUGGCGAGGCAAAACCUUUGCCAUGCGGUCAAUCGCUCGCCACUUAUUACGACCCGGAAGGCCGUCCCUUUAAGCUUCUGAAAGAUAUCGAGGCACACUUCGGGUGUCUCAUGGAAGAGGGGAAGCAGAUUCCGAACUUCUAG